AUGGAGAUUGAAAAUGCGACUGUCGUAAAGGGUCUGUUAUCAACGCCUAAAUACUUUCCUCAUUGGUAUAUGUAUGACACUCGAGGUUCCAUUUUGUUUGAUAACGCAGCAAUGAACAACCCUCAUUAUCAUAUUUACGGGAAUGAAACACGCAUCCUGAAACAGAAUAUCGUUGAAAUCAUCUCUAAUGUGGGAAAUGAAGUUGUGUUAUGUGAACUUGGUGCAGGAAGUUCAACCAAGACUACACAUAUAAUAUCAGCACUGUUGCAGAAGAACAAACAAUUGACAUAUAUACCAAUAGACGUGGCUAAAGAGUUUGUAGAGGAUACGUCUAGAGGAUUACUUGCGCAGUUCAAUAAUGGUUUAGAAGUCAAACCAUUUGCAGGGAAUUAUAUUGAAGGUUUAUGCCAUUUGAAGACUAUCAGAAAAGAAAAGUUGAUAAUUUUUCUCGGCAAUAGUUUCAGUAAUAUACCAUUACAUGAAAUGAGGUCAUUUUUAUCACAUCUUAAAGAUGCAAUGGGUGACAAUGGUAGAUUCCUAGCUGGUAUUGACACCACACAAGAUGAAGAUACACUCCGUGCUAUGUAUACCGACCCACAUACUUCUGUACCGUUUGCUCUGAAUUGUCUAACCCGCUUAAAUCGUGAAUUCGAGGCUAACUUCAAACUAGAAAUGUUCCGCUUAAACCUCGAGUUGGUGGUACGCGAUGGUGCAGUAGAUAUGGUUGACAAUCCACGAUAUAUUCAGAUAGCACUUAAAAGUACAUGUAAACAAGAUGUAAAUUUAGAAAAACUAGGUUUACAUAUGAGUUUUGAAGCUGAUGAGUUGAUGUAUGUGCAUGAAUUAGAAAGUCUAAGUUUAAAGUGGACAUGGGACCAAUUUGAAGAUACUAUGGCUAAAGGGGGACUUUGUUUGCAGAAGAAGUGGAGCGAUGAAUCUGAUAUAUUUGGACUGGUUUUGAUGGAGAGUAUUUAG
Messenger RNA from Saccoglossus kowalevskii, 975 nucleotides. RefSeq lists its product as uncharacterized. NCBI's taxonomy places the organism in Eukaryota, Metazoa, Hemichordata, Enteropneusta, Harrimaniidae. The record is from RefSeq and is a predicted model, not a curated record.